AUGAACGACACCAUCCAGCGUCUGGACCUCCUCGACCCAGGUACGCCCGCAACCCAAUGGGCUCAGAACACACAGUCCCUCAUCUCGAGGGAUCCCUCAUCUCAUGCAGCCAACUUCAGCGAGUCGACAGCCACGGGCACAGGCUCGGGGGUUGACCCUCAGAUUGCGGCGCUUGUGAGCUCAGGAGAAUAUAGGUCUAUCGGGAGGCCUGUGGGUGAGUCGGUGGACGAGGCGGCGGAACGGAUCUCUCGCAGGCAGGGGGAUGAUGUUGUGGGUGAUGCGGCGAGCGGGAAGGCGGCUGUUGAUGUCCCUAGAGGCGGGAUAGACAUGGAGGUGGGGUCGGGUGCUACGAGAGAGGUGGGAGGGGAUUACGCAAUUCGUCAGGUCGCUGGUACUGGAUUGGGAAACGGGACGACCAGUGGACAGGGUAUCUCCUCCGGUAUGUCCGCCAGGACCCAGAAAGCGCUGCAAGAUUCAGGAGCUACCGAGGACGUCCUGGUCAUGCCUAAACGUGCUGGCCAAGGGGCCGGAGUUGACCCUUUGCACGAGGAGAGCAAUGCCUCCGAACGAGGGGGGACGUAUGGGGGGACGACUGCAGCUCUGGGCAAUGACCCGUCUACCACCUCUGCUACCGCUGGCAACCCACUCUCCUGGUCCUCCAACAUGGCCGCUCCCGCACCUGGGGCGAAUCCCACCGUCGCCGAAACCGACGCUCUGCCAUCAACGGCGUCCCUCAUCGGGCCCGAGCCAAAACCUCAGCCUGCUCCGUUGGGGCAUACUGGUGGACUCCCUUCCGCAGGGGUGGACACUCGUACGCCGGCGGGAGGGAUCUCGAGUGAGAUGAGUGGACGGACGAGAGCGGCGCUUGCCCAGCCUGGGGCGAGGACGAGUGAGGUACAGGAUGUCCUGGGAGAGGAACCGAAAGCCGGUGCAGAGGCGAAGGUAGGACUGGGGAAUAAGACGACGAAGGGAAACGGGGUUGGAAGUGUUGGGGUGACUUCGGGAAGGAAGGGCACGGAGCCCAGUGCGAGGACUCUAGCUGCGCUUGGGCAGCACUAGUCAACGACAACCAAAACGAUCUGAAGAAUCAAGCGCACGGGAAUCGAAUAUGCAUACGAACUGACAAUUGAAUCCAAAUUCGAUAGCCUAGUGGUCGUGUUUAUAUGAUAUUGAAUAAU
Dacryopinax primogenitus is the source of this 1178-nucleotide messenger RNA. RefSeq lists its product as uncharacterized. NCBI's taxonomy places the organism in Eukaryota, Fungi, Basidiomycota, Dacrymycetes, Dacrymycetales, Dacrymycetaceae. The transcript is spliced from 2 exons. Bases 1 to 1059 code for a protein of 352 amino acids. The record is from RefSeq and is a predicted model, not a curated record.